GCAAAGCCCCUGGCCUGCCGCUGGAGCGUGAGGGCCACUCGAAUUCCGUUUGGAGGCUUCUUUGAUCUCUCACAGUAGACAUCAUGAGCAAAGCUCACCCUCCCGAGUUGAAGAAAUUUAUGGACAAGAAGUUAUCAUUGAAAUUAAAUGGUGGCAGACAUGUCCAAGGAAUAUUGCGGGGAUUUGAUCCCUUUAUGAAUCUUGUGAUAGAUGAAUGUGUGGAGAUGGCAACUAGUGGGCAACAGAACAAUAUUGGAAUGGUGGUAAUACGAGGAAAUAGUAUCAUCAUGUUAGAAGCCUUGGAACGAGUAUGAACAAUGGCUGUGUUCACCAGAGAAAUCAACGCUUCCAUGUGUCCCCUCUCCACAUAUUAUUACCAGAAAAAUUGGGUUGUGUACAUUUUACUUUUUUUGUUAAAUAAACUUUUGUAAUAGCCAAAAAUGCUUUCUUAGCUGUUCUCAACUUAGAAUA
Messenger RNA from Budorcas taxicolor (takin), 471 nucleotides. RefSeq names its product small nuclear ribonucleoprotein polypeptide G (gene SNRPG). Gene Ontology annotation, molecular function: RNA binding. The record is from RefSeq and is a predicted model, not a curated record. Bases 84 to 314 code for a protein of 76 amino acids. Gene Ontology annotation, biological process: spliceosomal snRNP assembly; mRNA splicing, via spliceosome. NCBI's taxonomy places the organism in Eukaryota, Metazoa, Chordata, Mammalia, Artiodactyla, Bovidae. Gene Ontology annotation, cellular component: U4 snRNP; U12-type spliceosomal complex; catalytic step 2 spliceosome. The transcript is spliced from 4 exons.